UUCUGUUAACUUCAUUCAAACCACCAUCUCAACAAAAUGUCUGGCCGUGGCAAAGGAGGAAAAGUGAAGGGAAAGGCAAAGUCCCGAUCAUCCCGUGCCGGACUUCAGUUUCCAGUAGGUCGUAUCCAUCGUCUGCUUCGCAAGGGCAACUAUGCUGAACGUGUUGGAGCAGGAGCUCCCGUCUAUCUGGCCGCCGUCAUGGAGUAUUUGGCUGCUGAAGUGCUGGAAUUGGCAGGAAACGCCGCUCGGGACAACAAAAAGACCCGUAUCAUCCCGCGUCAUCUGCAGCUGGCCAUCCGUAAUGACGAGGAGUUGAACAAACUGCUUUCGGGUGUGACAAUCGCUCAGGGAGGUGUUCUGCCCAACAUCCAGGCCGUGCUGCUGCCCAAGAAGACCGAGAAGAAGGCUUAAGAUGGAUAAACUCUGCCCCCUUAUCAAACCGUCCUUUUCAGGACGACAAAAUCAAUUUGUUGAAGAGUUGGUUGGAAAAUCGUUUCUAUAAAUUUUUCAUGCAGGUAUAUUUUUUUAUACCUGGAAGUGUUCGACUUUUAUUCAAAUUUGGAAAAAUUGCGAGAGACGCUAAAUAAUAUCGUCGAAUAAACAUGUUGAAAAUACAAGAAAACAUGCUGAUGUUAGCAAUUGAAAAGCAAUUUCUACGUUUUAUUGAGU
This is a messenger RNA of Uranotaenia lowii, 669 nucleotides long. RefSeq names its product histone H2A. Gene Ontology annotation, molecular function: structural constituent of chromatin; protein heterodimerization activity; DNA binding. Lineage: Eukaryota; Metazoa; Arthropoda; Insecta; Diptera; Culicidae. The coding region runs from base 37 to 411 and encodes 124 amino acids. Gene Ontology annotation, cellular component: nucleosome. The transcript has a single exon. The record is from RefSeq and is a predicted model, not a curated record.